GCACUCCUGCAUGACCGACUUGUACAUUAUGCAUAAAAGGCUUGUACAUUUUCAUAUAGUAGCAAAUCCAAUCUCUACAUGAUCCAUUAUAAGUAGUCUUCCAUCUCUUGAAGAUUCAUCGACUCCCAUAAAAUUAAAUGAAAAUGAAAGCAGCCUUUUCUUCAUUGGAUCUUGAUCAUCUUCUUGUCCAUGUGGGUUUGCUUGUAGUUACCAUUUUAGCCUUGUAUUUCUUGAAUAUCUUAUGGUUGAAACCUCAGAGAGUGAGAUGGAUUCUUCAAAGGCAAGGAAUCAUAGGGCCAAAACCGUCUUUUCUGUAUGGGAAUGUGCCUGAGAUGCAGAAAAUCCAGUCUGCCACAAUCGCCAUGAAAGCUUCAAGCUCAAGCUCCAGUCAUGGAGAUUUCGUUGGUGAUGAUUACACGUGUACCCUCUUCCCAUACUUUGAACAAUGGAGGAAACAAUACGGUUCAACAUAUACAUACUCAACAGGAGACAAGCAACACUUAUACAUAAAUGACCCAGAGCUGGUUAAGGAAAUGAACCAAUCUAUGACCCUUGGAUUGGGAAAACCUUCUUACAUUACCAAAAGAUUGUCACCUCUUCUUGGUAAUGGAAUCUUGAGAUCAAAUGGCCAGUUUUGGGUCCACCAAAGGAAAAUAAUUGCCCCUGAAUUCUUCAUGGAUAAAGUAAAGGGUAUGGUGGGGUUAAUGUUGGAGUCUGUUGAACCACUUUUGAGGAAAUGGGAUGCCUGCAUUGAACCACAAGGUGACCCCCGAGCGGAGAUACGAGUUGACGAUGAUUUGAGGGCGGUUUCCGCGGAUGUGAUAUCUAGGGCUUGUUUUGGAAGCUCUUAUACCAAAGGGAAAGAGAUUUUCUCCAAGCUCAGAACCCUUCAGAAAACCAUCUCUUCCAAAGGCAUGCUCUUUGGCCUUCCUGCUUUUGGGCAAAGGAAAGAUGUCAAGAGUUUGGAGAAAGAGAUAGAUUCGUUGAUAUGGGAGACCGUGUGUGAAAGAAAAUGUCAAGAAACACCAUCGUUGAAAAAAGAUUUACUGCAAAUGAUAUUGGAGGAAGCCAUGGACCAUUUCGCGAGCAAAGAAGCAAGUCGGCAUUUCAUCGUUGAUAACUGCAAGAAUAUCUACUUUGCAGGACACGAAUCGACAAGUGUUGCUGCAUCGUGGUGCCUGAUGCUGUUAGCGUUGCAUCCACAAUGGCAGACUAAUAUACGUAACGAAAUGUCUGAAGCUUGUCCUAACGGUUUAUUGGAUGUAGAUUCACUCCCUAAGCUGAAAUCGGUAAAAAUGGUGAUUCAAGAAACAAUGCGCUUGUUUCCACCCGCGGCUUUCGUGUCAAGAGAGGCGCUAGAAAGGACAAAAAUAGGGAAUUUGGACGUGCCUAAAGGCGUAUGCAUAUGGAGCCUGAUCCCGACUCUGCAUCGUGACCCUGAUAUCUGGGGACUCGACGCCCACGAAUUUCGACCCGAGAGAUUCGUUAAUGGCGUAACAAAAGCAUGCAAAGCCCCACAAGCUUAUGUUCCCUUUGGAGUUGGCGCUCGAUCUUGUUUAGGGAGAAACUUCGCCAUGGCUCAGUUAAAAGUCGUCAUCUCCCUCAUAACCUCGAGGUUUACCUUUUCGUUAUCUCCAAAUUAUCGGCAUUCGCCUACUUACAGAAUGGUUGUACAACCUGGGCAUGGUGUCAACAUCCUGAUUCAAAAACUUCAAUAACAGCAGUAGCAGAUUAUAUAGAAUC
Cynara cardunculus var. scolymus (artichoke) is the source of this 1743-nucleotide messenger RNA. RefSeq names its product cytochrome P450 714A1-like. The record is from RefSeq and is a predicted model, not a curated record. Gene Ontology annotation, molecular function: monooxygenase activity; iron ion binding; heme binding. NCBI's taxonomy places the organism in Eukaryota, Viridiplantae, Streptophyta, Magnoliopsida, Asterales, Asteraceae. The transcript is spliced from 5 exons. Bases 138 to 1718 code for a protein of 526 amino acids.